Molecule: messenger RNA, 1008 nt
Organism: Angiostrongylus costaricensis
Lineage: Eukaryota; Metazoa; Nematoda; Chromadorea; Rhabditida; Metastrongylidae
Source: the annotation of a GenBank genome assembly
AUGCAUUCCUUCUCACCCCACAUUCUUAUUUCUUACUGGCCGUUAUUUCUGGUUACAGGCACUGUUCUGUUCAAUGAGUACUUCAUUUAUUUCAUCAAAAUCAGCUUUACUUGCAACUGGUUAUCGACCAUAGUUCACUUCAGCGAUUCUGACCGAAUUCAUGUCUUCUUCAUUGCUGAUACACACAUAUUGGGUGUGAAGAAUGGCCAUUGGUUCGACAAACUAAGAAGAGAAUGGCAAAUGUACCGAUCAUAUCAUUCGGCCGUACACUUACUAUCUCCUGACGCUGUUUUCUUCCUAGGUGAUCUCAUGGACGAAGGGCAGUGGGGAGAUUGGAGCACAUUUGCUAAAUAUGCGGAUCGCUUUGAUUCUUUGUUCCGUUCCUCUUUAAGCAAGCCAGAAGUUCAUAUGUUAGCAGGAAACCACGACCUUGGUUUUCACUAUGCUAUAUCACCAUUUCGAGUACAGUGGUUUGAGGAGAGGUUCAACCGUAGCAUAGUAGACACUGUAAGUAUAAAAGGGCAUCACUUUGUUCUUAUAACCUCUAUGGCUUUACAUCGUGAUGGAUGUCGACUAUGUCAUGAGGCUGAAGUGGAGCUUGAGAAUCUAGCGAAAGACCGAUUUCAACCCUUUCGCAGACCAAUAUUGCUUCAACAUUUUCCUUUGUUCAGACUCAACGAUGACGAUUGCUUGCGUGACGACGAUUUUGACUACGAGGAUCCGGCCAGAAAUGAACUCUACCGACCUGGUUGGGAAGCGCUGUCCGAAGCGUCCACACAGUUUCUAAUUCAGAAGUUUGAACCCCGUGCUGUCUUUAACGGGCAUACUCAUAGAGGAUGCAAGAAGAGGUGGGUCCAACCAGUAGAAUUUUGGGAGUAUACAGUGAACUCGUUUUCAUGGCGCAAUGGCGAUCGUCCAACUUUUCUCUUGGCGACAAUAUCUGAACACGAUGUAGGUUUUUACUUCAGUAUCACUUUUGGUUAUUACUCUUGGACCACUUUGAAUUAG